ACUGCAUCUGAUUCUUCAUCUCUAAUCUGCAAAUAAUACAGCUUGAGUUGUUCUCGAAAUCCAAUCAAUUCAUACACCCACAAGUCCCCAACCACAUCAACAAUGUCUCGCAGAUUCGCUACAUACGGUGGUCUCGCUGCUGUUGGUGGUGCCACCUACUACCUCUACAGCGCUGGAGGUGACCCAAAGCUCGCAGAGAAGAAGGCUGAGCACGAUGCUGCGACUGCCGCACGCAAGCUAAGAGGCGAUUACCCUGGCCAAGACAAGGAAUUGAAAAAGGCUGGUGAGGAGGGUUACGAGGCAGUACGUGCCCGCGCCGAGCAAUACGCCGACCAAGCCAGGGCGGAAGCCAAGAAGGCUGAGCAAAAGUUAGACACCUAUAGCAGAGAUGCGAAGAAACAGUAUGAGGAUGCUAAGCUCAUUGCUGAGAAGGAGUUUCAUGCAGCUGGCAAGCAGGUCAACGCUGCGGCAAACAAGUUCGAUGCCGUCGUAGAGGACAAGGCCGCCAAGACAUCGUCAUGGUUUGGCGGAUGGUUCGGCGGAAAGUAGGCGAAGAGUGCAGCAUCUAGUCAUGUAAUGUUAAUAUGGGAAGAGAAGAACUGUUAUUGGGACCUUGCAUGAGCUUUGGAGUCUAUGGGCGGCUUCUUUUCAUCUCAAUACGACUUGAUACAUUUGCGCC
This is a messenger RNA of Pyrenophora tritici-repentis Pt-1C-BFP, 679 nucleotides long. Its product is annotated as DUF3829 domain containing protein. Lineage: Eukaryota; Fungi; Ascomycota; Dothideomycetes; Pleosporales; Pleosporaceae. The record is from RefSeq and is a predicted model, not a curated record.